AUGAAGAUCAUUAGACAGAGCAUAGCUAAGCAUGCUGGUAGGAUACUACAUGCGCCUCGCUCAGAAACCAAGGAAGCUCGAACAAAAAUCAACCUCCGCAAGAAGCUCGAUGAUAUAAUGGAGAAUAACGGUGAAAUGCUUCGGCACAAUAGGCAAUCUGUGGAAAGGAUACAAAAACAAGCUAGAGAUGAUCAAGCUCUUUCGCGGGCUUAUAACACCCUAAGGCGAGCUUAUGACUCAGUUACGUUUAUUGACAAGGAUGGUAAACCAUUCAGUGUGGAUAAACUACGAAUGAAGGACCUUAAAUUUAGAAACAAACAGUCAAGACUUGUAUUUGACAAUGUAAUGAGAGUCAAAGAUAUGACCAAAAAACAAGUUAAUCGAGGUUUGGCAAUGACGCUACUAGGAACAAAUCAAAAACAAUUGGAUGACCCGUAUUUUGUGACAAAAAAUGUUGUUGAUCUCCUAGCUUUUGAUCAGGAUGCAAAGCGUGCCAACUACUUGUGCCGAAUCACUCCCAAAAAUGCAAUAGUGGCAAUGAACACAAUCAUGGAAUGGCAUUUUGACAGGAAAGACCAAAAGCGUGGGAUCAAGUCUUUUAACGAACGAAGGGACUUUGGCGUGCCUUGUGACUCAUACACAUAUCUCAAGUUUUUUGACGGGGUGGCCAAGACCAGUGAAUGGGGCAAAGUUGGUGAUGUAAUGUGUGAUCGGAUGAUUGAAACUUUUAAAUCUGCAAGAACUAAGUUCUUCCAGGACGAUGACAAAAUGACGACGUCGGUUUUCAAUGCAUGUUUGAGUAUUUUGGUCAAGAAUUUUGCCUAUAGGCAAGUGAAAGCAUGGCUGUUUUUUGAUGAGUUGAUUGAAAAUAAGGAGCUAGGCAUCAAAGGUAUCAACCCUGAUGCUCAAACAUUCACGAUCCUUCUACAAGGGCUCCGCAAAUACUCUGAUCAUGAAAAACACAAAAUUUUAACAAAUACAAAACUUUCUUCUCAUGAGCGUAUAGUCAAGCUUUUGGAUUUGGAGGCUGGUCAUAUCAAGGCUGCGGAUAUCAUUUUCGAAAAAGUGAAGACAGUGGCAGCUCCGCCUGCCCCCACAUCAAGCCCCGAACAGGACAAGAAAAACAUUGCAAAGUGGAGGAAAAAUCGACUUGAGAUUGAUUUCCCACUUAUUACCACUUACGUAAGCAGUUUUUGCAGUCGUGAUUCGGGCACUGGGCUUGAUUUGAAAAGUGGAUCGCACUAUUUGUAUAAUGAAAAGACAUUGGAGAUUCUUCGUAGUGUGUCAUCUGAAGUCGAGGCCAUAUUGAGUUUUUUGGAGCAAGAUGAUGGUGGCAAGGUGAAUGAGCCAAUAACUGCUUCGUCCAAGGUCAAAGAGUAUACCGAUUUGAGGAUAAAAUCGGCUGUCAAUGGUGCAAAAAAUACACAAUUGAGCUAUGUUUCAAAAAUUGAUGAGCUAAUUCCAACAAACGUUGUCAAGGAACUUGGCACCAUCCCCAUAAACCCGCAGGUCUAUAUCCCCUACCUCGACAAGUUCAAGUCUUUUUCAGAACCAUUGAUUGAUUUUAAGCGUGAUUGGUCAAUUUUUGAAAACCCAUCCACCAAAGCUAAAAAAUCAAAAGACGAGUUGGAAAGAGCAGAACAGCGUCAAUAUUCAGUCAAUGCAUACAUUUUGAACCAGGUUUUUGACAGUCUUAUAAAUAUGGGUAAAUUCAAACAGUUUGUACAAGCAUUUUGGUUCUCCAUGAUUCAAUGGGGCGGCGUUAGAUUGUACACUGCUGAUUUGAAAAAGUACAAUGUUUUGGACGAUUUCUUAAACAAGGCUCAGAUUCGCAAACACCAAGAUGCUAGAGUGCCGUCCAUUAUAGAUGAUGUCAUGUUUAACUCCUUUAUUUAUAAAGUUGCCGAGCAUGGAAGAGUGAAUGGUUCAACGAGGUCAAACUUGGUAUUGGAGAUGUUUGCAGCAUUGACAUACUCCAAGUACCGCGUUGGGAGUAUAGAAAUAAGCCAAAAUCAUAUCGACCAUAUCUGCUCCACUUUGGUCAAGGACUUGCAUUAUUAUAAUGAUUCAAUUAAAAAGAAACAGUACAGUACCAAGCCACAUAUAACCCAAUCUCAAUUGCGAGAGUUUCUCAACAACUUGAAUGUAUUUGGUCAAGUUCAUGCCGCUUAUAUGAACAAGUCACAACUCAUUGUUGCAUCGAAUGCGUUCUAUCAGUUUAUGGAUAAAGUCAACAAGACGUUACUUUCUGCAAAUUGGGUGGGAGUUGACAACGAUAGGCAUAGGCUACAUUUCUACAAGCUUUUGAUUAGGGCAAGCAUUCGCUAUUACAAACCCAGGUUUAUGGUGAGCAAAACUGAUCCAAAGACGUAUUGUGUCUCUAUAGAGACUGCAGUGAAGGAAUCACUCAAGAUAAUAAAUGGUAUCGAAAACCUAGACGGCGGUGACAAGAAAUUGCGGAUAGCUUUUAAGAGAUUGCUAAACUUGAAAGUAACCGAAUUGAACAAGGAGCAGUAUGAAGCGUUUCUCAAAGAUAUUUACCAGUUGAUCGAUCUUGAUGAGAGCAACACAGUGACACAUGGUAUUGGUGAAUUGGAUUCUCGAGACACUUGUGGUACUGAGGCUUCUGACCCUGUCGAACUGGACAAAACAGAUGCGGUGAAAGAAGCCCACCACGAGUCUCAGCACUGA
Molecule: messenger RNA, 2691 nt
Organism: Lodderomyces theae
Lineage: Eukaryota; Fungi; Ascomycota; Pichiomycetes; Serinales; Debaryomycetaceae
Exons: 1
Coding region: 1-2691 (896 amino acids)
Molecular function (GO): protein binding
Source: RefSeq, a predicted model, not a curated record